CUUCAUACCUUGUCACGCAACAGUGGAAGGAAGCUGCAGAGGACCUGCGUUGCAAUGUUUCUUGUUUAAUGAUUGCUAUUAGUCUAUAAACCUGCAGAGUAAGUUUAUCUCAGACUACAUGUACUUGUACUUUUGAUAGACAGCGACAAUGUUUAAGAGUUAAGUGUUUUACACUCAUGGCCACGGGUGGUCCAGCUGGGGGUUUUCUGUACAAAUGUUCAACGGCCACAAGGCAUAUGCGCUUUAUUUUACAGUGACGUUCUCUUAAGCAACGCUGCAUAACAGCGAUAUUCAUCGUUAGGUUCGUGCUCCAGUAACACCAUUUUGACACCAAGCUUGUAACGAUGCAGCCAAAGCAAGUGACAGCAAUGGCGCUGAUCUCUGGCAUCAUCUUUCUUACGUUCAUCUCAAUGGUUGAGCAUAAUGAAUGUGAAGAUAAAGGACAAUACAGAUCAGUGAAGGGGUUUUGCUGCUACCUCUGUCCUGCAGGAGAGAGGUGGGUUGAUGACUGCAUUUCCGAUGGCGACCAAUCUUUCUGCACAUCUUGCAUGCGAGGGAAGAGCUACAUGGAAAUUGCAAACCGUGAUCCUCAAUGCAAAAAGUGCAGCACCUGCAAUAUUAUCUAUGAAGAUGUUCAACAGGACUGUACUGUCACUAGCGACACUGUGUGUCAGUGUAAGGAUGGAUACAGUCGGCCUCAUCCUUCACAGCCUUGUGGAGUUACAUCAAACACAGAAAAAAACAUUAUAAUUCCUACUGGAAUUGUGAUCUUCAUUGUUCUGGUGGCAGUGGUGGCCUUAUUGAUUUAUCGGAAGAAGAAAUGCUUAGACCCCUCUGAAACAAGUGAGGCUUUGCUUCUUCUAAGUGUGGAAGUGCAAAAUGAUGUCCUUGAGGAACCACGAAUGCUCAUUGAGAAGAGAAUGAAGUCCAGUGAUGCUGAAGUUUGGAGGCAAUUCCAUGAGUUGUUGCAAGAAGUGUAUAAAUCCAUCUCUGAAAACACGUUCUAUUUCUUGUAUGAGAUGGAUAAAAAAUAUACCAUUGACAAAUACGUGUACUGGAAGGCUUACGAAAAUACUGACAUCUCAGCACGUGCAAUUUUUAUACUGAAUUACUUUAUUAAUGCGGAUGAGACAAAGUGCCAGGGGCUCCUAGAGAUGAUCCUUGCAGGACAGAACAAGCAAACACAGCUGCAGACCCUGCUUGACUCUGCCGUCAAAUGCUCUCCAACUCUUAAUCCAAACACGGCACAUAAAGAACUCAACAUCUCAGAUGAUGGCAAGACAGCGAAAUGGCUCGAGAGCCCUCCAGAAAAACCCGAUCACCCAGAUCGGUUCAAAUACUGGUCACAGGUGCUGUCCUCUGAGAGUUUCUCUGAAGGAUGCCACUUCUGGGUGGUGAAUGUGGGGGACGUGGAAAACCUCCGUGUUGGUGUCUCUUACCAGAGUAUUCUACGUAAACAACUAGACAGUGCAUGCCUGAUGGGAUUUAACAGCAGGUCCUGGUGUUUAUGGAAAUACGAAAAUAAAUACAAGGCCUGGCACGACCAGCAGAGUACGGAGCUCGAAGUGGGUGAACAUCCUCGCAGAAUCGGUGUUGGCUUGGACUUUGAUAAACGGGUUCUGUUAUUUUACAAUGCUGACAGCAAUGAGCAUCUACACACAUUUUAUGCUCACUUCUCUGAACCCCUGCAUGUUGCUCUAUGGGUGUGGGAUGGGAAACUCACAAUUGAGCCUGUUCACAAUGAUAACAGAUUGAUAUGCAGCAGUUUGAAUAAUGUAUCCAUGGAAAAUAAUCAACAAAAUAAAAUUGCCAUGCAGCUCCUCUUAGAAAAGUCUUAGAAAGGUACAGUAUGUUAAAUAACACUUUUGUUUUCUCUACCACAUGCACUGAUAACCUUUCUAUCUAAAAAAAUAAAGGUAAGAAAAUAUGUUACAUAAAAGAUACUUCUCCAAACGUAGUAAUUCCGUCUUCAGAUGUUUCAACAUCCAAAUAGUUUUUUUCCAAUUAUCUGAUUAUCAAAGACACCCAUUUAAUCCCAAUGGACAAGCUGAGCCUUGCCAGCCAGUAACAUUUGCAUUAUAUGAAGGGGUACUAUUUGAAACUUCUGAAUGGCCCAAUGUUCUCUUGCUUUGGACUGUAAUUGGUCUGCAGCAUAAGUCCAUGGCUUUCCAAAUAUAUGUGGAUAUCACAGAUAAUAUAAAAGUUUUUCACCCAUCUGCUGGUCCACCCACCCUCUUAUAUUCAGCACAAUUGCAGAUAAUGAAACUGCCAAUUUGAAGGCAAGAAUGACAAAUAGGUCUAACUGCAUAGAUAAGACAGUUACAAAUAACUAUAGUUAUACUGUAUUUCCACAUUGUGCAAAUCAGUUGCACUGAAGACCCACACAUCAGUGCGACGGUGCCACUCUACACAAUAUCGUUUCUGGGCCGAUUAACUUCCUGUGGAUCCCUUUCUCAUAUGCUGCGACAAGGUACAAUUUCCACAUUUUGCGUUGCAGAUUAACUCAGCAUAAUUUUCUACAUUGUGUCGUGUACGUUUACACUGCAUGCAUACUUGAUUGGUGCAAAGUUAUAUUAAUGUGCCUGAGCCUUUGGUCUUGAAAGCAGCCCUGAAAAUUGCUGGGUCGUUAGUCAACUUUCAAGGCAUCCAUUCUCUAUCUGCAAUUGUUAUUGUAUAUAAAAUAUCUUACUUUUUUUGGGAGACACGUUCCUUCGGAGUGGGCAGGUAGGAUCUUGGUUAGACAGCGCAUUCAUGCACGACAGACAGACAAAUAAUCCCUGGUGGGCAGUGUGGAACCUGUUGUUCCUACCUGUAUUAAGCAAUAUGUGUUAUCAGUUUGUGAUUAUUAUUUAUAUAUUUUAAACACGAUAUAUGGGAAAGUAACCCCCAAAAAUAAUAACAUCUCAGUCUCUGAAACCUGACAUCAGGCAAAUAACGUGAUACAGCCUUUGACCACGAAUUAAUAGUGACAGCAAGCACGAUGACCACAUGCUGACCCUGUCAGUUCCAUUGAUGGCUGGAGUGAAGUUGCCUUCACUACUGUAUAGCUGCUUAUUUUGUGGAUUAGUAUUAAAUUUGUAAUUAUAAAUGUAACGGGUCCAACCCAUUGUGUUGUAUGAAUUAAUUGUGGUACAAGGGCCUGCUGAGUUAAGGGAUGAACAGAGAGAACGCGAUAGAGGGCGCAUUGGCGUCGGUUGUUGCUGGGCAGAAGUGGACUCAGGCGCAUCAUAUUUAUGAGAGUCACAAGUGUUUUCCAUUACGGUGAGCAGCAUAGAGCUAAUACUUUUGUUGUAUCCAACUUUCAGGGGUAGAUAUCAUUUAAGUCAUGCGCGGUUCGUCCACUAGGGGUGUUGGGUCGCCACCCCACUAAGCAGCUGGAAAUGAGAAGUUAUUUUUCUAAUCAAUAUACUUUUCUAUAAAUUUUUUGUUGGGUUUAUUAUUUUGUAAAUGUAAUGAUUCUUUCAACGUGAAUUGCCUAAUGAAGAUAACAUUUUAAGAUAACAUUUUAAGUUGUAAACAUAGAAACCGCUGCAACAAAAUCUUAUUUGUGCCUCGGGGAAGUCUCAGGGCAGCUGUGAUUGCGAUUAGCUUCACAUUUUAGCCACGCCGUUUGAAACUUAUUCAAGGCGGUGAAAAAGGCGCCCAUGGUUGUAAUUACUAUGUCACAACGUUAGAGUGCACUGUGCAAAUAUAGCAGGUCACGGCUUUUGGCAGUGUCAAAGGGGUUGUGGAAUGUGGACUUCAGGGUCAUGGGUCAACAUUUGAGUGCUUUGUUGUUUUGUUUUGUUUCGUAUUUCUUAUAAAUACCUACCAACGGUCGGCAUUUAUAAGCAAUACUUUCAUGGGAAGGCCAAUAACAUGAUGGGGUUUUUCUUAAUUAGAACAACUGAUUUUCAGAGGUCACUCAAAACAGCCCCACCUAUUGGAAAUGUCACGACUCGCCACUGCUAUAAGUCAUCCACAGCACAAACAUCCAGAGAGCUCUGUCCUCGAUAAUUGGAAAUGCACCACGAAUAUAUGCAGGAUGCACAAUCUUAUAUCGCUUCCCACUUUUAUUCACUAAUGUAUUCACGACUACACGACUAUCAAAUCAAUUUAUAAUGUAAGUUAAUAGAAAAUACCUGAACGUAAUAUUGAGGGUUAAAUAUAUAAUAAUACUGCAAGAUUCUGUAAACGAAAAUUGAUGGACUGAUGGUUGCAAUAAAUCAACACUGGCUCAUAAAUCUGCGUGUCUGUGUCAUAUUCUCAUGUUAGCACA
Molecule: messenger RNA, 4258 nt
Organism: Lethenteron reissneri (Far Eastern brook lamprey)
Lineage: Eukaryota; Metazoa; Chordata; Hyperoartia; Petromyzontiformes; Petromyzontidae
Product: tumor necrosis factor receptor superfamily member 6-like
Biological process (GO): motor neuron apoptotic process; negative regulation of apoptotic process; regulation of stress-activated MAPK cascade
Cellular component (GO): external side of plasma membrane; CD95 death-inducing signaling complex; membrane raft
Molecular function (GO): tumor necrosis factor receptor activity; protein binding
Source: RefSeq, a predicted model, not a curated record